This is a messenger RNA of Vicugna pacos (alpaca), 1314 nucleotides long. RefSeq names its product apoptosis-associated speck-like protein containing a CARD. The record is from RefSeq and is a predicted model, not a curated record. NCBI's taxonomy places the organism in Eukaryota, Metazoa, Chordata, Mammalia, Artiodactyla, Camelidae. Gene Ontology annotation, biological process: regulation of apoptotic process; innate immune response; inflammatory response.
CCCUGGAGCAGACUUCCCGCUCGGCAGACACCCGGGGGAGAGGCAGCAGCGGGGAUCCCAGAGCCAUGGGGUGCACGCGCGAUGCCAUCCUAGACGCGCUGGAGAGCCUGACCGCCGACGAGCUCAAGAAGUUCAAGAUGAAGCUGCUCUCGGUGCCGCUGCGCGACGGCUAUGGGCGCAUCCCGCGGGGAACACUUCUGCCCAUGGAUGCCAUGGACCUCACCGACAAGCUGGUCAGCUACUAUCUGGAGCCAUAUGGCGCCGAGCUCACGGCGCUCGUGCUCCGUGACAUGGGCAUGCAGGAGGUGGCAGAGCAGCUGCAGGAGACCAUGCGCAAGGCCCCAGAAGCAAAGCCAGCUGGGAUCAAGGCCCCUCCCCAGGCAGCAGCCAAGCCAGCACCGCACUUUGUGGACCAGCAUCGGGCGGCCCUCAUCGCACGGGUCACAGACGUGGAUGGGGUGCUGGAUUCCCUGUAUGGGAAGGUCCUGACAGAAGAUCAGUACCAGGCAGUGCGGGCAGAGCACACCAACCCAACCAAGAUGAGGAAGCUCUUCAGCUUUGCUCCAGCCUGGAACACGACCUGCAAGGAUCUACUCCUUCAGAGCCUAAGGGACACCCAGCCCUACCUGGUGGAUGACCUGGAGCGGAGCUGAGCAUCUUCCCCAGCAGCAGCCCUACAUAUGACCCUUCACUGUUCCAUCCAACUUACCUGGAAUCUAUUUUUUUUAUAUCUACAAUAUAUAAAAAAUCAGCUCGUACUUGUGUUUUCCUACUUCCAGCCUGAAAGCACACGCAGAGCUAAGCUACAUAUCUAGAUGCCACCAGGGCUCAGGUGACCCUCUACUUCACUGCCCGUUCUCCUGGUGCAGCAGGCUCCACACUUCAUCCUUCCUGCCCCAGUCACCAUACAAUGGCUCCUCCAAAUGCUACCCCCAAGGGUCUGCCCUUGAGACAAUAGUUAGCCCUGUGGCCAAGGUCUAAAGUUUAAAACAAAGGUAUGUACAAAGGAUCUGGGACUGUGGAGGGCCAGGUUUCUCAAAUGCAUUUAGAAACAGACUCAGCUACAUUGCUUCUCUUUCAUUUUCCAAGGGAAAAAACAAUUGUAAAAUUAGAGCAACUUUCAGGGGAAGAGACAAGAGUAUCAUGUAUACACAGGACAAAAGAGCACAGGCCACCAAGUGUCACUCUGUAUGGCCUCUUCCAGCACGGACACUAGCAGGCUUCACUGCUCCCUCUGCUCCCUCCCACUUGCUGAAAGGGGUUUAUUUUGCUCAGAAAACAUGCCAAUCAUAAAAGCAAAAUUUUAGGAAAUGA